AUGACCUUCCAAAAUGGCAGCAUACUGACAGAAUUCAUUCUCCUGGGACUCACAGAUCGCCCUGAACUCCAGCCUCUCCUCUUUGUGCUGUUUCUGGUUGUGUACAUGGUCACCCUCCUGGGAAACCUGGGCAUGAUUGUUUUAAUCAGACUGGACUCUCGCCUUCACACACCCAUGUACUUCUUCCUCACAGUUUUAGCCUUUGUAGAUGUUUGUUACACCACCAAUGCAACCCCACAGAUGUUGGUAAAUUUCUUAUCAGAGAAGAAAUCCAUCACCUUUGCUGGCUGUUUCACUCAGUGUUUCAUUUUCAUUGCCCUUCUCCUGACUGAAUAUUACUUGCUGGCAGCAAUGGCCUAUGACCGCUACGUGGCCAUAUGCAACCCUCUGCGCUACAGUGUGAAGAUGUCCAAGUCUGUUUGCAUCUGCCUGGCCACAUCUCCUUUUGUCUAUGGCUUCUCAGAUGGACUGUUUCAGGCCAUAUUGACCUUCCGCUUGAACUUCUGUAGAUCCAAUGUCAUCAAUCACUUCUACUGUGCUGAUCCACCCCUCAUCAAGCUGUCUUGCUCUGAUACUUAUGUCAAAGAACAUGCCAUGGAGAAGAUUCAUGACACAGUGACAGAAUUCAUUCUCCUGGGACUCACAGAUCUCCCAGAACUCCAGCCUCUCCUCUUUGUACUGUUUCUGAUUGUGUAUAUGGUCACUCUGCUGGGCAAUCUGGGCAUGAUUGUGUUAAUCAGACUGGACUCUCGCCUUCACACACCCAUGUACUUCUUCCUCACUAACUUAGCCUUUGUCGACAUGUGCUAUACUUCAAACGCAACCCCACAGAUGUUGGUAAAUUUCUUAUCAGAGAAGAAAUCCAUCACCUUUGCUGGAUGCUUCACCCAGUGUUACCUUUUCAUUGCCCUUCUCCUCACUGAGUUUUACUUGCUGUCAGCAAUGGCCUAUGACCGCUAUGUGGCCAUAUGCAACCCUCUGCGCUACAGUGCGAAGAUGUCUAGGCAUGUCUGCAUCUGCCUGGCCACAUUUCCUUUUGUCUAUGGCUUCUCAGAGGGGCUGUUUCAGGCCAUAUUGACCUUCCGCUUGAACUUCUGUAGAUCCAAUGUCAUCAAUCACUUCUACUGUGCUGACCCACCCCUCAUCAAGCUGUCUUGCUCUGAUACUUAUGUCAAAGAACAUGCCAUGCUCAUAUCUGCUAGCUUCAACCUCUCUAUCUCCCUCACCAUCAUCCUGGUGUCCUAUGCCUUCAUUAUUGCUGCCAUCCUCCGGAUCAAGUCAGCAGAGGGAAGGCGCAAGGCAUUCUCCACCUGUGGCUCCCACAUGAUGGCUGUUACCCUGUUUUAUGGGUCCCUCUUCUGCAUGUAUGUAAGACCCCCCACCGAUAAGACUGUGGAGGAAUCCAAAAUCAUAGCUAUCUUCUAUACCUUUGUCAGUCCCUUGCUCAACCCACUGAUUUAUAGUCUGAGGAAUAAAGAUGUAAAGCAGGCUUUGAGAAAUGUUCUUAAACGAAGUACCUUUGCCAAGGUGUCACUACCUCCAAUGCCCAAUAAAUGA
Molecule: messenger RNA, 1557 nt
Organism: Erinaceus europaeus (western European hedgehog)
Lineage: Eukaryota; Metazoa; Chordata; Mammalia; Eulipotyphla; Erinaceidae
Product: olfactory receptor 5M11
Exons: 3
Coding region: 1-1557 (518 amino acids)
Biological process (GO): G protein-coupled receptor signaling pathway; sensory perception of smell
Cellular component (GO): membrane
Molecular function (GO): odorant binding; olfactory receptor activity; G protein-coupled receptor activity
Source: RefSeq, a predicted model, not a curated record